GCCAGGACCAAAGGGUGCCAAGGGUUCAACGGGGGCAUCCGGUCCCAAAGGUGAACUGGGCCCCCCAGGAGCUCCCGGCCCUCCCGGACCUCCCGGCGACGUCAUCAACCCGUUCCCGCUCAUGGGCGAGCUCCGGUCGCGCCGAUCGGUGGACGCCAGCCUGCCCAUGGACGGGGAGCGGCUUCCCUUCUCCGAUUACGGCGAGGCGCCGGCCGGCCGGGGUCGCGACGCCGCCGCCGGCGCCGGCGGCACCGGCGCCAACCGGGUGGCCGAUCCGGAUCCGGACGCCUACCUGGACUACGAGGACGGCAUGGAGGAGAUCUUCGCGUCGCUCAACUCGCUCAAGAUCGAGAUCGAGCAGAUCAAGCACCCGCUGGGCACGCAGAGCAACCCGGCGCGCACCUGCAAGGACCUGCAGCUCUGCCACCCGGACUUCCCCAACGGAGACUACUACAUCGACCCGAACCAGGGCUGCUCCGGAGACUCCUUCAAGGUUUUCUGUAACUUCACCAGCGGCGGAGAGACCUGCGUCGUGCCGGAUGAGCGCACGGCCUCGGUGAAGAUGUCGUCGUGGCCUGGGGAGACCCUGGGCACGUGGUUCAGCGAGUUCAGCGACGGUCACCCGCUCUCCUACGUGGACCUGGACGGCAGGCCCGUAGGCGCGGUGCAGAUGACGUUCCUGCGGCUGCUCAGCUCGUCCGCCCGGCAGAACGUCACCUACCUGUGCCGAGACGCCGUGGCGUGGGUGGACGCGCACGGCGGGGCCGGCUCUCCGCACGCUCGCUCCGUGCGGAUGCUCGCGGCCAACGACGAGGAGAUCUCGCACGACGCGAGCCCCUACGUGCGGGCGCUGCACGACGGGUGCUCGGAGCGGAAGGGCGAGGGCCGCACGGUGCUGGAGGUCUCCACCCCCCACGUGGAGCAGCUGCCCAUCGCGGACCUCAUGCCCGGAGACCUCGGAGGUCCUGGGCAGCAGUUUGGCUUCCAGCUGGGGCCCGUUUGCUACCUCGGCUAGAGGGCCGCCCCCUCUCGCUCCCCCUCCUUCAAUCCCUAAUUCUCUCACCUCCUUCAAUCCCUAAUUCUCUCACCUCCUUCAAUCCCUCAUUCCUUCACCUUGAUCAAUCCCUCAUUCCCUCCCAUCGCAGUCUUCCAUGCCCAUCACAACCCUCCUCCCUUCCCUCCCUUCGUCCCUCCUCCCUCGCCCAGACGAUGCAAUCACUAAAAGAAAACGGGCGUGUUCGUAAACUUGUAAGGCACGGAGUUACACACGGCGUGCAUAAACCACAGCGAAGGAAUUUUAAAGUCGAGAUAUGAUUUGAAUGAUUAAAGUAAAAUGUUGUUCGUACCUGUGUGCAGGUGCGAGGCCAGGUCAAUUAUUUUAUUUUUACAAGGUUGUUUUUUGUUGUUAAUAUCCUCCAUUAUUAUUAUUAUUAUUUGUCGGCGUUAUUGUUAUUGCUGUUGAUGUUUGUUCCUGUCAAUGGUAAUGGACCUUACGAUUCUUUCUUAAAAACACCUUUUUUUUUUGGAGGUCACUUUACUGCGACCCAUCCCGACUUGUUUGAGAAGACACUUGAAUUUGCGAAAUCGCCCUCAUCGUCGUCGUCGUUGUUGCCAGGACUACCACUACUGUCUCGGUAACCGUCGUCUCAACCCGCCGAAGAAAAAUCCCAGGCGCCUGAAGAAAAUCUUGAAAAAGAUGUCGACUUUUUUUUUUAUUAUCUCGGGACCCGCCGAGAAAAAAUUUCGAUACACAAUUCACAAUUUCCAAAGUUCAUUUCACACGCAGGGACGUCUUUUGGUUUAAAGCCCUUAAACCAAAAUUUUAAAAAAAUGGCGGCCGUCACAACCCCGUGAUCACGUGACCUCCGCUCCGACCAAUCGGGCGCGGGGCCUUCCGCACGCGACCGUGACUCUUGCGUCGUCAGGCCAAUGUUGACCCAAAGGUGCCAACCGCGUGCCAGCGUCCACCCCCGCCCCCCAACGGUUGGCACGGUUGCUGUGCCAACCUCACAGGAUGGGCGGCUCGCAAAGCAGCACGUGACGGAGUCAGAUGAGCAGACAGACAUGAGACAACGGGGGGGGGGGGGGGGGGGGCGGUACCUCGCAUCCGGAUUCCCGCUCUCGCGUAGAGAGGGGAACGACGCGAGCGGGUGGAGCGGGAAGGCAGCGGAAGGCACGCGGGGCGAGCGCUGGCCCCGAUCAAUCGCCCAAGCUCUGCCGUCCCCUAUCUAUAUAUGGCAAAGAUAUUCCCAGGCCAAUUGAGCGGUUUAUACCUGGCAGGAAAGCGGAGCGCCCGACAAAGGGAGACCCCACGGCGCAAUGCGACUGGGGUGUCAAACACUGUCCCCCACGGAUGGCGCCCCAAAUGUUUCCGGCUACCGCCUUGCUUGCCACCCAAACGGGGUUACGCAACAUCUGCGUGUGGUGAUUCAUCAACCCUCGCCGCCGCCGCUGCCGCUGUUGUUAACCUCCGCACGGCCACGGUGCUGUUAACUUUACAGUCAGCCGGCAGCAGCCACGUGCAGCAUUGUAGCCACCGCCACCACCACCACCACCGUCGUCGUCGCAUUCAUUCAUCUCAACCUGCCCACGAUGAAGAUCGCUGCAUGCGGUAGCCAGUGCCGUCGAGCGCCCGUGCUACCCGCGCCGGCGGCGGCAGGAGAGUUUGGGUCGUGGUUUUUGAGACGAUACUUUAAAAAAACAAUGUAAUUCUGUAGAGGGGACAUUGUCUGCUUGUCUGUCCUGGUCACGUGUAUCUCUUGCGCACUGGUCGGCUGUUUUGGUCCACAGUUCGUUCGACUAUUCGAUCGACUAUUCGGUCGACUCUUCGGUCGACUAUUCGGUCGACAAUUCAUUCGACAAUUUGGUCGACUAUUUACUUCGUGUUACAGAUACCAUGGUGCUGCCCUCCCCCCCACCCAACGCUAUGCAGUUUAUUUGUGUGCCAUAGUUAUCCGUUGAUGGUGCUAACACAAAGUCGUGUUGAAAAAUUUGGAAGUAUUUUUUCAAUUGUAAAUUUGCAUCUUUAAAAAAAAAAUAUCGUCGUUUAUUAUUGUUAUUGAUAAUAAUUACGUGUAACAUUAUUAUUGCCGUCGUCGUUGUCGUCGUCGUCGAUGUCAUUGCUUUGCAAUACAUUGGUUGGGUUUUUC
Lethenteron reissneri (Far Eastern brook lamprey) is the source of this 3149-nucleotide messenger RNA. RefSeq names its product collagen alpha-1(V) chain-like. The record is from RefSeq and is a predicted model, not a curated record. NCBI's taxonomy places the organism in Eukaryota, Metazoa, Chordata, Hyperoartia, Petromyzontiformes, Petromyzontidae. Gene Ontology annotation, molecular function: extracellular matrix structural constituent.